AUGCACUCUUCAGUAUUCAUAUAUGGCGCUGCCUUACUUCUCAUCAUCUACACCCUGCGCUGGGUGUGGCAUCUUUUUACGUCGCCAACGCGAGCGAUACCAGGACCAUUUGUAGCCCGAUUCACUCGUUUAUGGUAUUUCAAGCAUGUCCGCUCCGGGUCUUUCCACCACGAAAACAUUGCGCUCCAUGAAAAGUAUGGGCCAAUAUGCCGUGUAGCGCCAAACCUCUACUCAAUAUCGUCACCCGACAAGACUGUUUAUGGCAUUGGGUCAAAAUUCCCGAAAGGUGACUGGUACCAGGGUUGGAAACAUCCAAGUCCAGAUAGAUGGACACUCUUCCCAGAACAGAACAUGAAACGACAUGCCGAGACUCGGAAACGCUUCCAGAACUUGUACAGCAUGAGCUCUCUACUCUCCUAUGAGGGAUACGUCGAUGACUGUAUCGACAUAUUUAUCAACAAGCUCAAGCAAUUUGCACGGUCAGGGCAGGUUGUAGACCUUGUUCACUGGUUCCAGUGUUACGCUUUCGAUGUCAUGGGAGAGAUAACAUACUCUGAGCGCUUUGGAUUCCUGGACAACGGUGAUGAUAUCGAAGGAACAAUGGCUGCCCUUGACCGAUCUAUGCUUUACUCCACGCUCGUGGGCAUCUUUCCCUACCUGCACCCAUAUUUAUACGCAAUAAUGGAGAAACUUCCAGGAACGGGUGCUGCUGGUCGCACCUAUCUCAUGAAAUUUGUUCAGAAGAAAAUAAACGACCGGAACCUGGCGAAAAAGCAAGGUACACACGAUAUGCGGAGUAAAUCGGCAGACAAUGAUGUGGCUCCACAAGAUUUUCUCGAUAAGCUUUCGGAAGCGCAACAGGUCAACCCUGAAAAAGUGACUCCUUACCAUAUUUUUAUGAUGGGAUUAAGCAACAUAAUCGCCGGCUCGGAUACUACGGCAGUUUCUCUUUGUAGUGUCUUCUUUCACCUGUUGACAUCGCCAUCGGCGCUUCAGAAACUGAGGCAAGAAAUCGACCAGAAGUGCCCUCAGGGUCAGAGGGUCACGUUCAAGAUCUCGCAAGACAUGCCUUACUUGCAGGCUGUGAUUAAGGAAGCACUUCGGCUACAUCCCGCUACAGGACUACCUCUCUGGAGAGUUGUUCCUGAGGGUGGAUUUCACAUCGAAGAGUACUCUUUACCUGCGGGUACGAAUAUUGGUAUCAACACAUGGGUUGCGCAUUACGAUAAGAGGAUUUACGGAGAUGAUGCUCAUCUGUUCCGACCAGAACGAUGGGAAGAGGCAAAGGAAAAUGAUAAGAUGCGUUACCAAGCGAUGGAAGCCAACUUCAUGCCGUUUGGCCUGGGUUCGAGAACCUGUCUAGGGCGUCACAUUUCGACGUUAGAAAUGUCAAAGCUCGUACCCGAGAUUGUGAGAACGUUAGAUUUGGACCUGACGAUCUCGAAAGAGCAAUGGAAAACAAUCAACUAUUGGUUUGUGAAGCCAGAGCGCUUACCGGUCACUGUGCGUGAUCGUGACACGAUGGACUCUGAAAAAGUGCUAUAG
Aaosphaeria arxii CBS 175.79 is the source of this 1545-nucleotide messenger RNA. Its product is annotated as cytochrome P450 oxidoreductase. Gene Ontology annotation, molecular function: oxidoreductase activity, acting on paired donors, with incorporation or reduction of molecular oxygen; monooxygenase activity; iron ion binding. The coding region runs from base 1 to 1545 and encodes 514 amino acids. The record is from RefSeq and is a predicted model, not a curated record. NCBI's taxonomy places the organism in Eukaryota, Fungi, Ascomycota, Dothideomycetes, Pleosporales. The transcript has 2 exons.